This is a messenger RNA of Temnothorax curvispinosus, 2001 nucleotides long. It is a transcript of the gene tum, whose product is annotated as rac GTPase-activating protein 1-like. NCBI's taxonomy places the organism in Eukaryota, Metazoa, Arthropoda, Insecta, Hymenoptera, Formicidae. The transcript has 10 exons. The record is from RefSeq and is a predicted model, not a curated record. Bases 1 to 1896 code for a protein of 631 amino acids. Gene Ontology annotation, biological process: signal transduction.
AUGACGUCGUUGUCACUUUUAGCUACAUAUGACGAGCUGGUGAGAUGUACGAACGUCUUGGUAAAUGGAUCCUGCGAGGAAGAAUUCCUGCAAUUCGCUGAAAGUCAAGAGGAGAUGAGACAGAAAUGGCUGGAGUCGGUACAAGAAUGUCAACGACUUCAUUCGGCUUUGGACAAGGCUCAUAACGAAAUUGCGGAUUUCGAUAGAAAACUGCGUCAUGCAAGAAGAAACUUGGAAGAGGAGAACCGCAAGCGUCGUGCUGCUGAGGAACAGAGAGAUCUUUUGGAAAAACAAAUUGCUACAGCCAGGGAUUUCCUGUUUAAUGACAAAGGGAAAAAUAUAAAUGAUGAAACAAGAGAGAAAUUGCAAUUUCUUAAUAACACUUCAUUGAAUCGUCAAAGUAGCAUGCAUACUCAAGACAUGCCUUUCGACAAGCUUAACACGAUAGCGGAAUUGAAUUCCACUGGCUCGUUAUUGAGUGACCUGAACUGCCUAUCGAGAUCAGAAGAUGACUUGGAGAUCAGCAAUAUUUUGCAAAAGCAGAAAAAACGAGAGUGGAAAGAGCAUCGCCCCAGUAGCGAAUAUUCCAAGAAGCAUCGUCGCAGCGCAUUGCACAAAGCUACUGAAUUAAACCCUUCUGAUAGAAUAGUAGCGACUACUACCGUAGUUAUGCCAAAGGAUGGUACAAUUACUGCAUCGUCCACAAUUGAAGCUAUACCCGGUGAUGAAAACGCAGAUCCCCAGAUACCCUUACACAAUUCACGCAAGCGGCGUAAGAGUAGUACGGAACAUAACAAAUCAAAAUUGUCGCACAUCGAUGUUAACGAAAUGCCAAUCGAUAUAGCGCCGUCAGCACCAAAGGCUGAUAUUCUCACAUCGACUUCAGACUCGGAGGAUGUCUGUAAACCAAGUCCAAAUAUUGGUGGCUAUACCAUGAAUACAAAAAUGUCGAGGAAUCAUAAUUUUAUAGCCAAAAAUAUUUACGGCAAAACGGAAAUGUGCACAGCUUGUGGAAAAAAAAUCCGAUGGGGAAAGCCCAUGCAGAAGUGCAGAGAUUGUAGAGCUACGGCUCAUAUUGAGUGCAAAAAUUCAGUACCACUACCAUGUAUCCCAACGGGAAAUACGCCUACGUUACGCGGCAGCACUAUAGCUGAUUAUACACCUAUGACAUCACCUAUGGUACCUUCCAUAGUAGUUCACUGCAUAAACGAGAUUGAAUUACGCGGAAUGAACGAGCAAGGAUUAUACAGAGUGAACGGAGCAGUCGCAGAUGUCAGGAGUCUUAAAGAUAAAUUCCUAAAAAACAAAGGGGCCCCGAAUCUUUCUAACGUCGAUAUUGCGACUAUCUGCUCUACUUUGAAAGAUUUUCUCAGAUCAUUAGAGCCACUGAUCACCGUCGGUUUGAGGAAAGACUUCACACGCGCGACACAACUUGAGGACAAACAGGACGCUGACGCCGCUCUUUAUCAAGCAAUAUCAGAACUACCGCAACCAAACCGAGAUACUCUGGCCUUUUUGAUGUUACAUUUACAGAGAGUAUCGAGUAGCGCUGAAUGUAAGAUGCCCAUCAGUAAUCUCGCCAAGGUCUUUGGACCAACCUUAGUCGGUUACAACUCGCAGGAACCAUCUCUAAACGACGUUAAACAUCAAGCUGCGAUAGUGGAGAGUUUACUUCAAAUUCCAUCUGAUUAUUGGGCAACUUACGUGAACCCUACAAACUUGAAUGGCUUUAACACUCCGAAAACGGGAGAAUUAAAACAUACGCCAUCCGUAGAGUCACUUCUCAAGCGUAGUAUCUCCCGGGGUUUUUUCAAUACACCUCUCAGUUCUAGCCGCUCUUUUGUGAGGAGAAACAAGAAAUAUUUUGCUACACCACCCUCUAAAAUAGGAUACUAAUAAGCAAAAUUUUUGCUAUACUAUAAUAACAACUUAUGAUUGCACACAGAAACAUUUAGCCUGAUAUUUAAUGUGCUUAUAUGUAUUCUUUUGUAAAUAUAUCGA